Molecule: messenger RNA, 1794 nt
Organism: Eurypyga helias (sunbittern)
Lineage: Eukaryota; Metazoa; Chordata; Aves; Eurypygiformes; Eurypygidae
Gene: HABP2
Product: hyaluronan binding protein 2
Exons: 14
Coding region: 1-1794 (597 amino acids)
Biological process (GO): proteolysis
Molecular function (GO): serine-type endopeptidase activity; calcium ion binding
Source: RefSeq, a predicted model, not a curated record
AUGGUUGCAGGCAAAAAUCUGGCCGAUUGGUUACUUUUUUAUGAGCCUGAAGUAAUAAAAUUUAAAAUUGCUCUCCGCAAAUUCUUCCAGCUUCGUCCCCCGUCUCCGCGGACCUGCUGCGAGCAGGAUCCAGCGAUUUUAUUCCCUCUGGAGAGAGCACGCCAAGCUUCUGGUUUCUUCUUCCUGGCUGACCUGCUGAAUGAUGAGGCUGACAACUACGAGUACUAUGAUGAGUACACGCAACCAGAGCAGGACCCCUUCCAACAGCAGCAGCCCUCGGAAGACCCUGACUGGUUUGAGGCAUUUUUUGGCUACAGCGACACCACAAAAGCAGACCCAUGCUCUUCCAGCCCCUGCAAGAACAACGGUAGGUGUGAAAACAGUGGAAGCAGCUUCAGAUGUCUCUGCCCUGAGCCAUUUGCUGGGACUACGUGCGAGAAAGUGACAGACGUGUGUCUGGAGAAGAAGUGCCAUGGGGGACACUGCCUGAUUACAUUAACCCCACCUUAUUAUCAGUGUCGCUGCAUUCAUCCCUAUAAACCACCUGACUGCCACCGAGCAUCUUCCCCGUGCAGACCAAACCCCUGCAAAAAUGGAGGUGUCUGUAUACGUCACAGAGUCAGAUCAAAAUUCACCUGCAAGUGCCCUGAACCUUUCAGAGGGAGAUUCUGUGAGAUCGGACUGGAUGACUGUUAUGAAGAGCCCUCCUCUGAGUACAGGGGAAGAGUGAACCAAGCAGUGAAUGGCAAGACCUGCCUCCACUGGAAUUCCCACGUUCUCUUGCGCUACCCUAUCAAUGCUUUCAUGGAGGACGCUGACGCUUACGGCAUCGGUGAACAUAACUUCUGCAGGAAUCCCGAUGAGGAUGAAAAACCCUGGUGCUACAUCAGAAAAAAUGACAAAGUGGAAUGGGACUUCUGUGACAUUUCACCCUGCUCAGAAACAGCUGAAAAGACCCCGUGGCCAACAGACAGCCCAGCAGACCCACCUGGAUCAAAUGAAAUAUUUAAAACUUGUGGACAACCAGAAAUUCAGAGGUCACUCAAGAGGAUCUACGGCGGAGCUAAGACCACAGCUGGCAAACAUCCCUGGAUGGCAUCUCUGCAGAGAAAGACUCCAAAAAGGAGCAGACAUUUCUGUGGUGGAGUGCUAAUUAAAGCAUGCUGGGUUCUUACUGCCGGGCACUGCAUUGACCAGCCAGCAGAAAAUCUCCAAGUAGCCCUUGGAAAGCAAGACCUCAAGAAAAGCGAGCAUCAAGAGCAAAUAUUUGAUGUGGAGAAGAUCAUUGUGCAUUACAAAUACAGAGAGAGGAAUGGUGUGCCAUACAAUGAUAUUGCAUUACUUAAAUUGAAGCCAGUUGACGGUCGCUGUGCAGUGGAAACAAAGUAUGUGAAAACGGCGUGCCUGCCGAACUUCCUCCUUCCUGUAGGGACUGACUGCUUCAUUUCUGGUUGGGGCACGACGGAGAGAGAUGACAUAUCCCAUCAGCUGUUAGAUGCCAACGUCAAGCUGAUUUCGCAGAGGAAAUGCAAUGCACCCAGAGCACAUGACAACGUACUGGAUGAAAGCAUGUUUUGUGCAGGAAACCUUCAGAGACCCGGAGCUGAUUCUUGUCAGGGAGACUCCGGAGGCCCGCUGACUUGUGUGGAAAACGGCUCCUACUACAUAUACGGCCUCGUGAGCUGGGGGGAUGGGUGCGGGUUAAAAAACAAGCCAGGAGUUUAUACCCAGGUGACAACGUUUCUCAGUUGGAUUAAAUCCAAAAUUCGGUCUGAGUCAAGGUCACUUAAUUAG